Molecule: messenger RNA, 289 nt
Organism: Trypanosoma cruzi
Lineage: Eukaryota; Euglenozoa; Kinetoplastea; Trypanosomatida; Trypanosomatidae
Product: amastin, putative
Exons: 1
Source: RefSeq, a predicted model, not a curated record
AUGGGCUUCGAAACGCUUGCCGGGAGGGUUGGACCUUUUGCAUACAUGGUGUGCGCCUGCAUCUCAUUUGUGUUUGCAACUGUGUCGACGCCAACGUCGCAGUUUAAAGGAAAGGGGUACUUGGAUGGAGGAAAAGUGUCGAAGCUGUCCUGCGUAACGGCCUGGGGAGUUAAGAAUGAAUGCACCAGCGAUAAAUACGAUCUGCGCUCUUCAGAGAUCAACUGUGACGGUAACGAUAAAAGUUUACAUCAGUUAUUUCAGACUACCCAAGCCUUUUCCAUCAUUUCCA